AUGUGUUCACCAAGGCGAUGCUAUUGGUCCUGGAGGAGGGGGAGAGGGAACAGGCGAGAGUGGGAAAGAGGUGGGAGUGGGAAAGAGGUGGGAAAGAGGUGGGAGUGGGAAAGAGGUGGGAGUGGGAAAGAGGUGGGAGUGGGAAAGAGGUGGGAGUGGGAAAGAGGUGGGAGUGGGAAAGAGGUGGGAGUGGGAAAGAGGUGGGAGUGGGAAAGAGGUGGGAGUGGGAAAGAGGUGGGAGUGGGAAAGAGGUGGGAGUGGGAAAGAGGUGGGAGUGGGAAAGAGGUGGGAGUGGGAAAGAGGUGGGAGUGGGAAAGAGGUGGGAGUGGGAAAGAGGUGGGAGUGGGAAAGAGGUGGGAGUGGGAAAGAGGUGGGAGUGGGAAAGAGGUGGGAGUGGGAAAGAGGUGGGAGUGGGAAAGAGGUGGGAGUGGGAAAGAGGUGGGAGUGGGAAAGAGGUGGGAGUGGGAAAGAGGUGGGAGUGGGGAAAGAGGUGGGAGUGGGAAAGAGGUGGGAGUGGGAAAGAGGUGGGAGUGGGAAAGAGGUGGGAGUGGGAAAGAGGUGGGAGUGGGAAAGAGGUGGGAGUGGGAAAGAGGUGGGAGUGGGAAAAGGUGGGAGUGGGAGGUGGGCGUGGGCCGCGGUGGGAGUGGAGGUGGGAGUGGGCCCGCGGUGGGAGUGGGAGGUGGGAGUGGGAAAGCGGUGGGAGUGGGCCGAGGUGGGCGUGGGCCCGAGGUGGGCGUGGGAAAGCGGUGGGCGUGGGAAAGCGGUGGGCGUGGGAAAGCGGUGGAGUGGGAGGUGGGCGUGGGCCAGCGGUGGGCGUGGGCGGUGGGCGUGGGCCCGCGGUGGGCGUGGGCCCGCGGUGGGCGUGGGCAGAGGUGGGCGUGGGCCGCGGUGGGCGUGGGCCCGCGGUGGGCGUGGGCCGCGGUGGGCGUGGGCCCGCGGUGGGCGUGGGCCCGCGGUGGGCGUGGGCCCGCGGUGGGCGUGGGCCCGCGGUGGGCGUGGGCCCGCGGUGGGCGUGGGCCCGCGGUGGGCGUGGGCCCGCGGUGGGCGUGGGCCCGCGGUGGGCGUGGGCCCGCGGUGGGCGUGGGCCCGCGGUGGGCGUGGGCCCGCGGUGGGCGUGGGCCCGCGGUGGGCGUGGGCCCGCGGUGGGCGUGGGCCCGCGGUGGGCGUGGGCCCGCGGUGGGCGUGGGCCCGCGGUGGGCGUGGGCCCGCGGUGGGCGUGGGCCCGCGGUGGGCGUGGGCCCGCGGUGGGCGUGGGCCCGCGGUGGGCGUGGGCCCGCGGUGGGCGUGGGCCCGCGGUGGGCGUGGGCCCGCGGUGGGCGUGGGCCCGCGGUGGGCGUGGGCCCGCGGUGGGCGUGGGCCCGCGGUGGGCGUGGGCCCGCGGUGGGCGUGGGCCCGCGGUGGGCGUGGGCCCGCGGUGGGCGUGGGCCCGCGGUGGGCGUGGGCCCGCGGUGGGCGUGGGCCCGCGGUGGGCGUGGGCCCGCGGUGGGCGUGGGCCCGCGGUGGGCGUGGGCCCGCGGUGGGCGUGGGCCCGCGGUGGGCGUGGCCCGCGGUGGGCGUGGGCCCGCGGUGGGCGUGGGCCCGCGGUGGGCGUGGGCCCGCGGUGGGCGUGGGCCCGCGGUGGGCGUGGGCCCGCGGUGGGCGUGGGCCCGCGGUGGGCGUGGGCCCGCGGUGGGCGUGGGCCCGCGGUGGGCGUGGGCCCGCGGUGGGCGUGGGCCCGCGGUGGGCGUGGGCCCGCGGUGGGCGUGGGCCCGCGGUGGGCGUGGGCCCGCGGUGGGCGUGGGCCCGCGGUGGGCGUGGGCCCGCGGUGGGCGUGGGCCCGCGGUGGGCGUGGGCCCGCGGUGGGCGUGGGCCCGCGGUGGGCGUGGGCCCGCGGUGGGCGUGGGCCCGCGGUGGGCGUGGGCCCGCGGUGGGCGUGGGCCCGCGGUGGGCGUGGGCCCGCGGUGGGCGUGGGCCCGCGGUGGGCGUGGGCCCGCGGUGGGCGUGGGCCCGCGGUGGGCGUGGGCCCGCGGUGGGCGUGGGCCCGCGGUGGGCGUGGGCCCGCGGUGGGCGUGGGCCCGCGGUGGGCGUGGGCCCGCGGUGGGCGUGGGCCCGCGGUGGGCGUGGGCCCGCGGUGGGCGUGGGCCCGCGGUGGGCGUGGGCCCGCGGUGGGCGUGGGCCCGCGGUGGGCGUGGGCCCGCGGUGGGCGUGGGCCCGCGGUGGGCGUGGGCCCGCGGUGGGCGUGGGCCCGCGGUGGGCGUGGGCCCGCGGUGGGCGUGGGCCCGCGGUGGGCGUGGGCCCGCGGUGGGCGUGGGCCCGCGGUGGGCGUGGGCCCGCGGUGGGCGUGGGCCCGCGGUGGGCGUGGGCCCGCGGUGGGCGUGGGCCCGCGGUGGGCGUGGGCCCGCGGUGGGCGUGGGCCCGCGGUGGGCGUGGGCCCGCGGUGGGCGUGGGCCCGCGGUGGGCGUGGGCCCGCGGUGGGCGUGGGCCCGCGGUGGGCGUGGGCCCGCGGUGGGCGUGGGCCCGCGGUGGGCGUGGGCCCGCGGUGGGCGUGGGCCCGCGGUGGGCGUGGGCCCGCGGUGGGCGUGGGCCCGCGGUGGGCGUGGGCCCGCGGUGGGCGUGGGCCCGCGGUGGGCGUGGGCCCGCGGUGGGCGUGGGCCCGCGGUGGGCGUGGGCCCGCGGUGGGCGUGGGCCCGCGGUGGGCGUGGGCCCGCGGUGGGCGUGGGCCCGCGGUGGGCGUGGGCCCGCGGUGGGCGUGGGCCCGCGGUGGGCGUGGGCCCGCGGUGGGCGUGGGCCCGCGGUGGGCGUGGGCCCGCGGUGGGCGUGGGCCCGCGGUGGGCGUGGGCCCGCGGUGGGCGUGGGCCCGCGGUGGGCGUGGGCCCGCGGUGGGCGUGGGCCCGCGGUGGGCGUGGGCCCGCGGUGGGCGUGGGCCCGCGGUGGGCGUGGGCCCGCGGUGGGCGUGGGCCCGCGGUGGGCGUGGGCCCGCGGUGGGCGUGGGCCCGCGGUGGGCGUGGGCCCGCGGUGGGCGUGGGCCCGCGGUGGGCGUGGGCCCGCGGUGGGCGUGGGCCCGCGGUGGGCGUGGGCCCGCGGUGGGCGUGGGCCCGCGGUGGGCGUGGGCCCGCGGUGGGCGUGGGCCCGCGGUGGGCGUGGGCCCGCGGUGGGCGUGGGCCCGCGGUGGGCGUGGGCCCGCGGUGGGCGUGGGCCCGCGGUGGGCGUGGGCCGCGGUGGGCGUGGGCCCGCGGUGGGCGUGGGCCCGCGGUGGGCGUGGGCCCGCGGUGGGCGUGGGCCCGCGGUGGGCGUGGGCCCGCGGUGGGCGUGGGCCCGCGGUGGGCGUGGGCCCGCGGUGGGCGUGGGCCCGCGGUGGGCGUGGGCCCGCGGUGGGCGUGGGCCCGCGGUGGGCGUGGGCCCGCGGUGGGCGUGGGCCCGCGGUGGGCGUGGGCCCGCGGUGGGCGUGGGCCCGCGGUGGGCGUGGGCCCGCGGUGGGCGUGGGCCCGCGGUGGGCGUGGGCCCGCGGUGGGCGUGGGCCCGCGGUGGGCGUGGGCCCGCGGUGGGCGUGGGCCCGCGGUGGGCGUGGGCCCGCGGUGGGCGUGGGCCCGCGGUGGGCGUGGGCCCGCGGUGGGCGUGGGCCCGCGGUGGGCGUGGGCCCGCGGUGGGCGUGGGCCCGCGGUGGGCGUGGGCCCGCGGUGGGCGUGGGCCCGCGGUGGGCGUGGGCCCGCGGUGGGCGUGGGCCCGCGGUGGGCGUGGGCCCGCGGUGGGCGUGGGCCCGCGGUGGGCGUGGGCCCGCGGUGGGCGUGGGCCCGCGGUGGGCGUGGGCCCGCGGUGGGCGUGGGCCCGCGGUGGGCGUGGGCCCGCGGUGGGCGUGGGCCCGCGGUGGGCGUGGGCCCGCGGUGGGCGUGGGCCCGCGGUGGGCGUGGGCCCGCGGUGGGCGUGGGCCCGCGGUGGGCGUGGGCCCGCGGUGGGCGUGGGCCCGCGGUGGGCGUGGGCCCGCGGUGGGCGUGGGCCCGCGGUGGGCGUGGGCCCGCGGUGGGCGUGGGCCCGCGGUGGGCGUGGGCCCGCGGUGGGCGUGGGCCCGCGGUGGGCGUGGGCCCGCGGUGGGCGUGGGCCCGCGGUGGGCGUGGGCCCGCGGUGGGCGUGGGCCCGCGGUGGGCGUGGGCCCGCGGUGGGCGUGGGCCCGCGGUGGGCGUGGGCCCGCGGUGGGCGUGGGCCCGCGGUGGGCGUGGGCCCGCGGUGGGCGUGGGCCCGCGGUGGGCGUGGGCCCGCGGUGGGCGUGGGCCCGCGGUGGGCGUGGGCCCGCGGUGGGCGUGGGCCCGCGGUGGGCGUGGGCCCGCGGUGGGCGUGGGCCCGCGGUGGGCGUGGGCCCGCGGUGGGCGUGGGCCCGCGGUGGGCGUGGGCCCGCGGUGGGCGUGGGCCCGCGGUGGGCGUGGGCCCGCGGUGGGCGUGGGCCCGCGGUGGGCGUGGGCCCGCGGUGGGCGUGGGCCCGCGGUGGGCGUGGGCCCGCGGUGGGCGUGGGCCCGCGGUGGGCGUGGGCCCGCGGUGGGCGUGGGCCCGCGGUGGGCGUGGGCCCGCGGUGGGCGUGGGCCCGCGGUGGGCGUGGGCCCGCGGUGGGCGUGGGCCCGCGGUGGGCGUGGGCCCGCGGUGGGCGUGGGCCCGCGGUGGGCGUGGGCCCGCGGUGGGCGUGGGCCCGCGGUGGGCGUGGGCCCGCGGUGGGCGUGGGCCCGCGGUGGGCGUGGGCCCGCGGUGGGCGUGGGCCCGCGGUGGGCGUGGGCCCGCGGUGGGCGUGGGCCCGCGGUGGGCGUGGGCCCGCGGUGGGCGUGGGCCCGCGGUGGGCGUGGGCCCGCGGUGGGCGUGGGCCCGCGGUGGGCGUGGGCCCGCGGUGGGCGUGGGCCCGCGGUGGGCGUGGGCCCGCGGUGGGCGUGGGCCCGCGGUGGGCGUGGGCCCGCGGUGGGCGUGGGCCCGCGGUGGGCGUGGGCCCGCGGUGGGCGUGGGCCCGCGGUGGGCGUGGGCCCGCGGUGGGCGUGGGCCCGCGGUGGGCGUGGGCCCGCGGUGGGCGUGGGCCCGCGGUGGGCGUGGGCCCGCGGUGGGCGUGGGCCCGCGGUGGGCGUGGGCCCGCGGUGGGCGUGGGCCCGCGGUGGGCGUGGGCCCGCGGUGGGCGUGGGCCCGCGGUGGGCGUGGGCCCGCGGUGGGCGUGGGCCCGCGGUGGGCGUGGGCCCGCGGUGGGCGUGGGCCCGCGGUGGGCGUGGGCCCGCGGUGGGCGUGGGCCCGCGGUGGGCGUGGGCCCGCGGUGGGCGUGGGCCCGCGGUGGGCGUGGGCCCGCGGUGGGCGUGGGCCCGCGGUGGGCGUGGGCCCGCGGUGGGCGUGGGCCCGCGGUGGGCGUGGGCCCGCGGUGGGCGUGGGCCCGCGGUGGGCGUGGGCCCGCGGUGGGCGUGGGCCCGCGGUGGGCGUGGGCCCGCGGUGGGCGUGGGCCCGCGGUGGGCGUGGGCCCGCGGUGGGCGUGGGCCCGCGGUGGGCGUGGGCCCGCGGUGGGCGUGGGCCCGCGGUGGGCGUGGGCCCGCGGUGGGCGUGGGCCCGCGGUGGGCGUGGGCCCGCGGUGGGCGUGGGCCCGCGGUGGGCGUGGGCCCGCGGUGGGCGUGGGCCCGCGGUGGGCGUGGGCCCGCGGUGGGCGUGGGCCCGCGGUGGGCGUGGGCCCGCGGUGGGCGUGGGCCCGCGGUGGGCGUGGGCCCGCGGUGGGCGUGGGCCCGCGGUGGGCGUGGGCCCGCGGUGGGCGUGGGCCCGCGGUGGGCGUGGGCCCGCGGUGGGCGUGGGCCCGCGGUGGGCGUGGGCCCGCGGUGGGCGUGGGCCCGCGGUGGGCGUGGGCCCGCGGUGGGCGUGGGCCCGCGGUGGGCGUGGGCCCGCGGUGGGCGUGGGCCCGCGGUGGGCGUGGGCCCGCGGUGGGCGUGGGCCCGCGGUGGGCGUGGGCCCGCGGUGGGCGUGGGCCCGCGGUGGGCGUGGGCCCGCGGUGGGCGUGGGCCCGCGGUGGGCGUGGGCCCGCGGUGGGCGUGGGCCCGCGGUGGGCGUGGGCCCGCGGUGGGCGUGGGCCCGCGGUGGGCGUGGGCCCGCGGUGGGCGUGGGCCCGCGGUGGGCGUGGGCCCGCGGUGGGCGUGGGCCCGCGGUGGGCGUGGGCCCGCGGUGGGCGUGGGCCCGCGGUGGGCGUGGGCCCGCGGUGGGCGUGCGCCGCCGUGGGCGUGGGCCGCCGUGGCCGCGGGGGCGGCUGCGGCGCGGCGCGUUUCUGGCUCAAGGCAUGCCUCGUCUCGACAUGUGCUCGCCCAGCGCAAUGCUGUUGGUCUUGGAGGAGGGGGAGAGCUGUUGGUUUUGAGCUGA
This is a messenger RNA of Closterium sp. Yama58-4, 6330 nucleotides long. The record is from the annotation of a GenBank genome assembly. Lineage: Eukaryota; Viridiplantae; Streptophyta; Zygnematophyceae; Desmidiales; Closteriaceae.